AUGACAAAGACACGAGCUAAAUUAGUGAAUGAGUGCAAGUCAACGACGCAAUUGGUAGAGCUCUUCUCAAUUGUCGAGGAGCUCGGAUCAGAUAUGAUCGAACGUCUCGACGCCCUGCGUGAUGAAAUGGUCGAUCGUUUCGACGACCUUAAGGAUAAAAUGGUCGAUCAGGAUCAAGAUGACAACUAA
Beauveria bassiana ARSEF 2860 is the source of this 189-nucleotide messenger RNA. RefSeq lists its product as uncharacterized. The record is from RefSeq and is a predicted model, not a curated record. NCBI's taxonomy places the organism in Eukaryota, Fungi, Ascomycota, Sordariomycetes, Hypocreales, Cordycipitaceae. The transcript has a single exon. Bases 1 to 189 code for a protein of 62 amino acids.